Messenger RNA from Geodia barretti, 573 nucleotides. The record is from the annotation of a GenBank genome assembly. NCBI's taxonomy places the organism in Eukaryota, Metazoa, Porifera, Demospongiae, Tetractinellida, Geodiidae.
AUGCUCGCCAACGUGCACAACACGCUCGCGUGGCAGGCGGAGAAGCGCGGCGUGACCGUCGCCAUCGACGCUGAAGACGGCCUGCCGCCCGUGAUCGGCGACGGCGACGAGCUCACCCAGGUGUUUCUCAACCUGGUCGACAACGCGAUCAAAUACGGCGAUGCCGAGGGAACCGUCAGCGUGGAGGCGCGCCAGGUGGCGGAGGCGCAGGCGGCCGGCUGGAUGGCAGGAAAAGACGGCGCGGUUGCAGUCUCUGUCGUUGACCGGGGCGCGGGUAUUCCGCGCGAGCAUCUGCCGCGGCUCACGGAGCGCUUCUACCGCGUGGACAAGGCGCGCUCGCGCGAACUGGGCGGCACCGGCCUCGGGCUCGCCAUCGUCAAGCACAUCGUGAACAGGCACCGCGGCGCGCUCGCCAUCGACAGCACACCCGGCGAAGGCAGCACGUUCACUGUCUACCUGCAGCCGGCCCCGGUGGCCGAGGAUGCAGCCCUGAAAGCGGCGGCGCAGCCAGCAGGCGACACGGCCAGCGGGCGGGCAGACGAACCGUCCGAAAUACCCGUCACAAAAUCGUAA